This is a messenger RNA of Alternaria arbusti, 732 nucleotides long. RefSeq lists its product as uncharacterized. NCBI's taxonomy places the organism in Eukaryota, Fungi, Ascomycota, Dothideomycetes, Pleosporales, Pleosporaceae. The transcript has 2 exons. Bases 1 to 732 code for a protein of 243 amino acids. The record is from RefSeq and is a predicted model, not a curated record.
AUGCCCAACGGCCUGCCCCGCAUCAUACUAAGCGAUAUCCUACUCCCCAACGCCGAACCUGAUACCUUCCGAACCCUCUUCAAAUGGCUAUACGAGCGCCAACCCCCUGACUACACAACGGACGGGAAAUUGUUAGACCUGAUGAAACUGUGGAUAUUGGCCGGCGAACUCGGGAUCUGGAGGACUCAAAACACCGUUUUGAGGUUGGGUAUGGCGCUGAUGCAACCGAAGUACUUCAUUUGUCGUCUAGACACGGUCAGAUGGGUGUAUGAGAAUACAUGCGCUGGAUCACCGCUGCGUAACUACAUCACCGCGAUUUUCUGCCAACGCGGUCCACCCAUCACGCCCUCUAUGUUCUCACCGGAGAACGAGCAGCUUGGUAUCUUCCGCGACGCAGUAGUAUUCUUACGUACACUGAAUCUAGUUCGCGCAGGCAAUCCGACGGGAACGGGCGGAUACAACCUCCAUGCGCUGUUUUCUAUUCAUGAUUCGUGGUCGCCGGGCGAAGGCGAGCUCGCGCCAGUGCGGGUUCGUGGAUGUUUGGUAACGGGAGGAGAAGAAGUGGAGUGGAUCAAGAUCGAAUAUCCGCUCCCGUCCUUCCUAGUAUGGGGCGCGAAGUGGGAAGUGUUGCCGGACAUGCACUUUGUGAGCCAAGACGGCGUUCGAGCGGCGGCACAAGAUUUGUUGAAGCAGAUCGAGUUUUCGGAUAGAUCGGGCGCACAAAAUAUGUAG